Molecule: messenger RNA, 4382 nt
Organism: Ceutorhynchus assimilis (cabbage seed weevil)
Lineage: Eukaryota; Metazoa; Arthropoda; Insecta; Coleoptera; Curculionidae
Source: the annotation of a GenBank genome assembly
UUUUUGUGCUGUCGUGUUGUGCGACAUACGUUUGCCCUAAAAUUGUGAACCAAGACAGACGUUUUUCUUUUUCCACCUCAAAAAUGGACUUGAGCGCUUAUUUGGCGGCCCCUCUGCAACUCGACAAAGUGUGCAGGGCUUGCCUGAUGGUAAAAGGGAACAUGAGGCCCCUUUUCGGGGCUUGUCUUGACGAAAUGCUGGCGAGCUUCACGGGGAUCCAGAUUUCUCAAAAUGAUGGAUUUCCCAGGCACAUGUGCGUUCAAUGCGUUCUACAAUGCAGCAGAGCAUACACUUUCAAGCAGCUCUACGAAAAAUCCAAUGCCAUUCUCCGACAAUUUGUCAGUAAAGAGUUUCAAGACAACUUGAAAAAGUAUCAAGAACAAGAAAAAUCUAGAAACCAAGCAAAAAAAGAGUUGGAAGAACAAUUAAAAUUCAGAUCGCCUUCUCCAGUGAGAAUUAUGUUGGAAGAACCGAAAAUUCUAGAAAAUGAAUGUGUUAGCUUCGAAACUGUUGUGACAUCGCAGGGGCAUUUUAUGCAAAAAACUGAAAUCGAUGACGAAUUUUAUGCUGUAGUUGAAACAGUAGAGGAAAUUGGAGAUGACGAAGGGUCAUUAGGAGAUAUGUCGAACGAGGAAAAAAAUUAUAAAAUUGAUUUGGCCACAUUGAAUGCUAUGACUUCACCAGAACCUCCUGUAACUAAACAAAAAAAAUCUUCAAAAUAUAGUUGUCCAAAAUGUGACGCGCAAUUUCCACUGAGAGUCGACUUGAAAAUUCACAUGAUGAUUCAUCCAAAGGAUUUAAAUUAUAUUUGCAAUACAUGUAAUAAAGCGUUUGCUGAAGCCAGAAUUUUAAGACGUCAUCAAAAGAUUCAUUUGGAACAUAAACCUCAUCAAUGUGACCAGUGCCCAAUGUCCUUUUCUGAAAGCUCGAACUUGAGCAAACACAAAAAAAAGCACACAGGAGAACUGAGAAACAUAAAAGGUAAACCCUAUUUAUGUUCAGUGUGUGGACGAGCGUUCAAGUGGUCCUCCAGUUUACACAAACACAUGAAAUAUCAUACGGGACAUAAAUUGCUCAAUUGUAAUUAUUGUCCUAAGCAAUAUGUGGAAGCUAGAAGCUUGAAAAUUCAUAUGAGGUCACAUACUGGCGAGAGACCAUACGUUUGCAAUAUUUGUAAUAAAAGUUUUACGCAGACUUGUAAUUUGGAGAAACAUAUCCGGGUACAUACUGGAGAGAAACCUUACACUUGCCCUGUGUGCAAUAAAGGAUUUAGCCAAUCUGGAUAUGUGAGUAUACACAUGCGCACACAUACUGGCGAUCGUCCCUACGUCUGUCGAACAUGCGAUAGAGCAUUUUCAGGCUCCAAUACUUUGAAUUUGCAUCAGAGAACUCACACCGGUGAAAAGCCUUACAACUGUGAAAUUUGUGGUAAAAACUUCAGCCGACAGGAAACAUUAACUGUUCACAUUAGAACUCAUACAGGUGAUAGGCCUCACGUUUGCAACAUUUGUCAUAGAGGCUUUACAUCUUCAGGACAACUUUCAGGCCACAUGAAGACGCACACAGGAGAAAAACCACACGCUUGUAAAGUUUGCGACAGAAAAUUCUCAGGAUCAAGUAGCUUAAAAGUUCAUAUGAAGUACCACCAACCGAUUCAGAAAAAGGAAGAAGUCGUUCAAGCGGUACAAUACACCUGUAAACUGUGCAAUAAAAAUUUCGAGGAUGAUACUGCAUUUAAUACACAUAUUUUGGAUGUGCAUGACAUUCAGGCAGCUACUAUUCAAAUAAAGGGGGAUGAUUUGGAAAACUUUACUGAGAUUAUUACCAGUGAUAAUCAGACGAUUCAAGUUCAAACAAUAAGUCAAAUGGAAUAAAUACAUUUAUGUUAAUAGUUGUAUAUUAUGUAGUAAAGAAAAUAUGAAGCUUUUUGGCAAUAUUCAAUAGUUUAUGGUAAAUACUUAAUUAUUACUACAGCUUUCUGUAAUAAAUAUUAUUUUGGUUUUUUUAUAUUUGACCCUGAUAGUAGAUACGUACCAAGAACUCAGUUUUUAAUAGUGUUAGGAUUUUUUAAAACUGAAAUUCUAUGUUCAGUUCAGUGUUCUUAGGGGCUACCGAAACCCAUAAAAUAUGUAUUUUUUAAAAAAUGUAAAAUAAUUAUGCUGUUACACGGCACACUUUUUCUGGGUCUACAGUGAAGAUGGAAUAACUGAGGAAAUUAAAUACAUCGAGGAUCAAAAAUAAACUGGUAACAUAUACAUACAUAACAUACAUAUAAAAAACAUGAGAACAGGGGACAACAUAGUUGACAAAUAGGGCUGAUUCCGCAGAAAUCACAAACCAGUCAGAGUGAAUGUCAUUGGUUGAAACUAGUUUUCUGACUGUUUUCAACCAAUCAAAUUCACUCUGACUGGUUUGUGAUUUCUGCAGAAACAGACCUAAUGUGUCCACAAACUCAAGACAAUGUCCAUUUAUUGUUUGGAAGAUAUAAAAAAAAAACUUUUUUACAAUAAAAUAAAUGUUAUGAAAAAUCAAAAAUAAAUAAUAUACAAACAUACUUAGGCCCGGUAAAUAAACUUACUGGGAACUGUCUACAAGCUAAAUUUAUCAAUCAGACCAUCAGGAUUAUAAAUUACGUUUUUAUCCAUCAGAUAGGGAUUAAUCUGGGCCUUACUCUAUCCAAUCUGACGGACAAAAACGCAAUCCGAUAGGCAAACUCAUUUAGUAGACAGUUAUUAAAAAGUUUAUCUGAAAAUGAAUAAACCGGGCCUCAAACAAAUGCAUUUUUUAUAUACAAACAUUUUACUCAUAACUUUUUGAAAGAUAUUUAUCUAAGAUAUCAGGCUUGACAAACCAAAGAUUGUACAAAGCAGCAUUAUUCACUAAAAUCUUAGGAAUACCUUUCUCGGUUUCACUUGGAUAAACUAAAUUGUUUUUGAGCCGCAGUUUCUCAAAAUCCCAACUUAAAUAGUUUUCUUCGUUGAUGACAAGUACAGGUUGGUCUGGAUUCAUUUCCAAUUCAAGGUCUUCUAAAUUGUUAAUUAUUUUGCAAGUGCUCUCGUAGGUUUUGUACUUUUUCAAAUAGGGAUUUGUUUGCGGAGAACGCUCUACUUUUAUUUUUUUGGAUUUUUUUUUAUUUAACACACACUUUCUUACCGUUUUUUGUUUUUUCGCUUCUCGCUUUUUUUCUCUCUCUAGUCUUAGUUUUCUGUCUAAUAAAUUUUCAUCAUCCUCUGAAGAUGACAAUUCAGUUUGAUUCUCAGAUUCCUUUUUAAAAUGCUCCUUCCACUUCUUUAUCACGUGCAAAUUUUUCUUUUGAAUAGGAGUUAAAUUGUUUCCCUUAGGUUUCUUUAUUGUUUUUUUUCUUGCUUUCCUAAUCUUUUUUACUUGGGGAAUUUCGACAGAUUUUGGCAGUAAUCCAAACUGUCUACUCAACACUUCAGUCUCUUUAUUCAUUUUCCUAAUUGUAUUUUCAUAAUAUUGUACACAGAUUCUACUUCGGUUUUGCUCUGCUCUAUAAAAUCCCAACCUAUCGUUGAUUGAAAAACCUUCAAGGUCCCUCUUAAUGCCCUUUCUGUAUUUCCAAAAUUGAUAUUUAGGAUCGCAUAGGGGAUGGUAUGUGGGUGGAUCAACAGGUGGUUUUGGAACAGGCUGGGGCCGAGGCGUUACAGUGUUUGAUUUGUUAAGUACUACAGCCCCUACUCCAGGUACGGUAAGGGUGAUUGGGUGUACAGAAGAAGCAAUGAAAGGCAAUACCUCAUCCGGAAUUACCAAUAUUUCUUUACCAGAACCAUUCUGCUUAUUCAGUACUAUCCUAUUUGAAUUUUUCAAAAAAUUUGCGGUUAGGGUUGAUGGAGACACUUGUUUAACUAUAAGAGGAGUUGGGGGAGGAUUUCGACAAGGAAUUGACAAAGUUGAUUUAGUUGAAGUAAUAUUUGGCUUUGGAGACAAAUUUUGAGCAACAGUUUGUUUCCCUACUAGUCGAUUUGCAUUAGGGGUGCUAGAUGUUUUAGCUGAUGCAGUUUUGGGGCUAUUAUGAAAAUAUUCUGUUUCUGAUGCUGAAGAUGUGUCCUCGUCACUUAUAUUAUUUUCUGCUUCCUCUGAUUCUACGGUUUCUUCUCCAUUGGAUCUGGAAGAGGCUGGUUGAGCUAAUGUUUGCUUAGUGUCUUCUUCAUCUUCGAUAAACACCGCUUCUAUAUUCGGGUUCCCUUCUUGAAUAGACCGAAGUUUGUCCAAAAUUGUCUUUCUAUCAUCUUGAGAAGAAGAUAUUUCUUUCUGGCUUUUAGAUGUACAUACAAAGCCGUUAUCAUCUAAUAUAUAUUCUCCGUCGCUGAGUUCUACUUCACCCUCGCUCUCGAUAUUUUUGGAAGAAACGCUCAUUUUGG